AUGUCGACGCGUUCGCGCACCGCCGGUGUGUCGGUCUCGGCUGCUGGAUCCACCAUCCCCGUCAUGAAGCGUGCAAGCACGUCGACUUUGGCGUCGGCGCACCACGCAGGCGAAGUCAAGAUGUCGGUCAUUGCGUCCAGCAAGCAGCCUGCCGCGACCAAGCGCCGUGCCGCUCUUGGCGAGCUCGCUGUCGCUCCUACCGAGGGCAAGGGUGAUGGCAAGGCUGAUGGCAAGAAGGCUGGCGCCGCCGAGCGCCGUCCCUUAGCCUCGACCCAGUCCCAGCAGCCGCUCCGUCGCACCACCCGUGCCGCCUCUACCGUUGACGUCAAGCCCGAGCCCGUUGCAUCCAAGCGCAAGGCCGGUCCCACCGCGACUCGCCGCCCAGGCAUCAGCCGGGCAAACUCGGCCGCCACCACGGCCUCUGGCUCCACUGCUGCGUCCAGCACCGCCGCUACCCGUCCCACCCGUGCCCUUAAGGAGACGGCCUCGCUUUCAGAAGUCUCCGGCCCCGCUACCAAGCGUUUCCGCGCCUCGGCCACUCCAGAGGAUGUGCUUGGCGACGCACAGUACGAUGACGACAACCACGAGCUUGAUGUCCGUAGCCCCAAGCGCAGGCGCGCCAAGGACGACGGCUGGACCGACCUCGAUGCCGAGGACGAGGGUGACCCGACCAUGGUCGCCGAGUAUGUGGUGGACGCGUUCAAGUACAUGGUGGAGAUUGAGAAGAACACCAUGCCCGACGCCAACUACAUGGAGAAGCAGGACGAGCUGCAGUGGAAGAUGCGUGGAAUUCUCAACGACUGGAUCAUCGAGGUCCACUCCAAGUUCCGCCUCUUGCCCGAGACCCUUCUCAUUGCCAUCAACCUCAUCGACCGCUUCCUGUCGUUGCGCAUGGUCUCGCUCGUCAAGUUCCAGCUCGUGGGCUUGACUGCUCUCUUCGUUGCCGCAAAGUACGAAGAGGUCAUCUGCCCCUCGAUCACCCACUUCCUUCACAUGACCGACGGCGGCUACGAGGUCGGCGAGAUUCUCCGGGCUGAGCGGUACCUUCUUUCCACACUCCAGUUCGACCUUUCCUACCCCAACCCCCUCCACUUCCUCCGUCGUGUGUCCAAGGCCGACGCCUACGAUGUGCACGUCCGCACCAUUGCCAAGUUCUUUAUUGAAAUCAGCUGCCUGGAGCACAAGCUCAUCGCCUUCCCCCCAUCGAUGCUUGCCGCGGCUGCCAUGUGGCUCGGCCGCCUGUGCCUCGACCGUGGGGACUGGCACGCCAACAUGGUCCACUACUCGGAGUACGCACAGCACGAGCUCCUUCCUUGUGCUCAGGUCAUGCUUGACUACAUCAUCAACCCUGACCUCGACACCGCUUCGGCCUUCUACAAGAAGUACGCCAGCAAAAAGCACCUCAAGGCAUCCGUCUUUGUGCGCGACUGGGCCUCUCACCGCUGGCCCGAGUCCGCCGACGGCGUCUCCCCGGACCAGGGCAACGAGCUCGCCGUCGAAUUCGGCGGCGAGGUUCAGGCCCCCCCUCCUGCCGUCGAGUCUUGA
This is a messenger RNA of Apiotrichum porosum, 1545 nucleotides long. RefSeq names its product G2/mitotic-specific cyclin (gene CLB2). Gene Ontology annotation, cellular component: cyclin-dependent protein kinase holoenzyme complex; centrosome; cytoplasm. Gene Ontology annotation, biological process: G2/M transition of mitotic cell cycle; regulation of cyclin-dependent protein serine/threonine kinase activity. Lineage: Eukaryota; Fungi; Basidiomycota; Tremellomycetes; Trichosporonales; Trichosporonaceae. Gene Ontology annotation, molecular function: cyclin-dependent protein serine/threonine kinase regulator activity. The record is from RefSeq and is a predicted model, not a curated record. Bases 1 to 1545 code for a protein of 514 amino acids. The transcript has 3 exons.